AUGACGUUUAAUGCAACAGCAGCGUCAACUUCUAUAUUCAUAGGAUUUUUGGAAAUAUUAACACAGGAACAUGAAUACGGUUAUAAAUUAAUGGAAUUGGCCAAUUGGUCAAGAGAAGAACGUUAUUAUCAUACCAUCAUUUAUAUGAGUCAUAGUGUUGAACGGGACCAAGAUGGUUAUGAUAAGGAUAUAAUGCUAAAAUAUUUAAUGAGUGAAAGUGUUAUACCAGUUAUUAAUUUAGAAGAAAGUUCAGCAUAUAAUUUAUGGAAUAUAUACAAUCACCGUUAUCUGGCUAUAGUACAAUUGAAUGGAAUUAGAAAGCAGGAUCAAGAAAUUUUAAAGACAUUGUGGAAAACUUUAAAACGAAAUUUAUUAACCAGAUUGAUAUUAAUGGUGAGCGGGUCUGAAGGUGAGGAAUAUAUAACCAAUAUAAUGAAAUAUUGCCUUAAAAAUAAGGCCAUUAAUGUGGUGAUGAUUAAUAGAAACUUAAUGUUGGAUGUCGUAUAUAGAAUGCAAGCUUUUCCCAAGUUCAAAGCUGAGUUAGUAAAUAUACAAGAAAAUCAUACUACACUUUUCAUUGAUCAAGUCAAAAAUAUGCAUGGCUAUCCUAUGAGUUUGGUUUUGAAUAAUAUCAGCACUGCGAGUUAUGUAUUGAGAGAGUUAAAUGGAAAAAUUAUACUGGGAGGCAUUGGAGGACAUUUCUUUAGAGCUUUCGCCCGCAAACAUAACUUAACUCAGAUAUUUCCGAAUUUUAAUCAAUCACACAAGGAAAUGUUAAUUAGUGAAAUGAAUGCUUUAGUGGAAAAUGGCACAUAUGAUGCCUCAACUGAACUGGUGGUUACUAAUUAUUCCAGUUCUUUAGUUUUUACUAAUACCUACGAUUAUUUUGAUUGGUGUCUGAUGGUGCCACUGGAGAGUUCUGUGCCAGCUUAUAGUUUUUAUGUAAUGGUUUUCGAUACGGUCAGCAUGGUUUUGAUUUUAGUGGCUUUCAUAUUAUUUUCCCUAGUCUUGGCUGUUACUUAUAUAGUGAAAAAGGAACAUAUUAUUUUACAUGAACUACUCUUCAAUAUCUAUGUACUCAAUGGUCUUUUGGGUCAACCUUUCAAAGCGGAGCGUUAUUUUUCGGGUGUGCGCAGUUUACUUUUUAUGCUGAUUUGCUUAUCCGGUUUGGUGUUCAAUACCACAUAUGUCACCCACUUGCAAACCUUCAAUGCCAGUCCUCCCAUGAAACAUGUCAUAAGAACAAAUGAAGAUGUCAUUGCUUCGGGCUUGCAUAUUGCUAUGGUCGAAGAAGACUAUGCCGAUCUGCUGAAAGCCUUUAAUGUACCCAAUUAUUUUAAGUCAAGUGUAAUAACUAUUCCCUCAUUUGCCGAAUUUUAUAGUCUGCGUAAUAACUUUGAUAGUCGUUAUAUAUAUCCGGUACCAUCGGAUCAAUGGACCCCCUCUAUGAAGCUCAACAGAGAUUCUUUUCUAAAUUUAAAUAUCGUUUAA
Molecule: messenger RNA, 1491 nt
Organism: Lucilia sericata (common green bottle fly)
Lineage: Eukaryota; Metazoa; Arthropoda; Insecta; Diptera; Calliphoridae
Exons: 1
Coding region: 1-1491 (496 amino acids)
Source: RefSeq, a predicted model, not a curated record